Molecule: messenger RNA, 835 nt
Organism: Nelumbo nucifera (sacred lotus)
Lineage: Eukaryota; Viridiplantae; Streptophyta; Magnoliopsida; Proteales; Nelumbonaceae
Product: 17.8 kDa class I heat shock protein-like
Source: RefSeq, a predicted model, not a curated record
CUACGAUAUCUGGGUCAUCAAAUAUUCGACGUUCCAAGAACAGUUUCUCCUGUUGAUUCAGUUUCAUUCUGCUUCGCUUCAAACAAAAAACCCUUAACCCAUAACUAAUCGAAGAGAUGUCGAUCAUCCCUAGCAUCUUUGGUGGCCGACGAAGCAACAUCUUCGAUCCCUUCUCUCUGGAUUUGUGGGAUCCAUUCCAUGAUUUCACCUUCAUCGGUGGUGUUCUCAGUACCCCUCGGUUCUCAACCGAAACGGCAGAAUUUGUCAAUGCCCGCGUCGAUUGCAAGGAAACCCCAGAAGCCCACGUCUUCAAAGCCGACCUUCCCGGGCUCAAGAAGGAAGAAGUAAAAGUUGAACUGGAAGAAGGCAGGGUCUUACAGAUCAGUGGUGAGCGCAACAGAGAACACGAAGAGAAGAACGACAAGUGGCACCGUGUCGAACGCAGCAGCGGCAAGUUCCUCCGUCGGUUCAGGUUGCCGGAGAACGCCAAGGUGGACCAAGUGAAGGCGGCCAUGGAGAAUGGGGUUCUUACUGUAACUAUACCCAAAGAAGAGGUUAAACGGCCCGAAGUCAAGGCUAUUGAAAUCACUGGUUAAGAUAAUAUGUGUAAUGUUUCCAUAGAUUGAUGAAUCUGUUGGAUCGGCAUGUAAGGAAUGGAUUGUAAAGGUGUUUCUGUGCGUGAUUAAGCUUGUAUAAAAAUAUUUUCUGUAAACUGUAUCCUACUUGUUUGAUCUAAUUUCAAGCAAAUUUAACAUUCAAAAAGAGAUGGGUUUUUUCUUUUUUGUAAAUCUUCAUUUUCUUAAGAAAUGAGAAAUCAUUUGUAAUUUUGCUUCAA